GUUUCUCCAUGUUCAAGGAGAUGAGAACUCAGCAGGUUCAACAAUAUGCCUUGUAUUCCUCAAUUAUGUGGCACCUUGUGCGGAAGCAUCAAUCAUUAGUGGCAUGUGAGCAUUCGGAAUUUCUUGAUUGCCAUCCCCAUCAUUCAUGCUGUUUGUCAUGUGGGAAGCCAAAUUCUUGCAGUGAUAAGACAUUCUUUUUUGUGAUGAACUUUUACUAGAAGCAUAUCAUCAUGUAUUAAUUACUAAUUCAUUUCUAAUCUUGCAUGCUUGGGCUUGUUUUGACCGGGCUCGGAUAUGGAUCUCAUCAGGGACCUUUUUUUCAUGAUGGAAUAAAAGAGUGGAGUUGUUGCAAGAAAAGGAGUCAUGAUUUCAGCUUAUUUCUAGCAAUUCCAGGAUGUAAGACAGGUAAGCACACAACUGAGAAACCAGUACUAGCAAAGCCAGCUCCUCCAAAGAAUCAAGUUCCUGCUCCAGCUUCUGCACCUGAUGCAUCAUCAAAACAAACUUGCUCUAGGUGUCAGCAGGGAUUUUUUUGCUCAGAACAUGGUUCACAAGCCAGAGAAAAGAGUUUGCAAACAGAUUUGCCAGCCCAAAACAACACAGGUGUUCAGGAGGGCUUGGCUGCUCCUGCAAAGAAGAUUGUUGAUAUAAACCAGCCACAAACCUGUGGAAACAAGGGAUGUGGUAUGACUUUCAAAGAAAAGGAUAAUCAUGAUACUGCUUGCAGUUAUCAUCCUGGGCCUGCAGUUUUCCAUGACCGGCUAAGAGGGUGGAAAUGCUGUGACAUUCAUGUGAAGGAGUUCGAUGAAUUCAUGAGUAUACCACCUUGCACCAAGGGAUGGCACAAUGCUGACCCAGCAUCAUAAGCAGCAGACACGGGCUUUCAUACAAGGUGUUUCUUUUCUUACCCAGUUUUCCCAAAUUAUAAUUUAUGGAUUAAUGGUACUGACUAUGUUCUCAUUGAGAUAGAAUCUUCUAUGGUUAUAAACUUGAUUCAUGAGGGUGAGAACUAAACUAUAAAGGCUGUCUUUUCUUCUUCUUGUGUGUUAAAUAUGCGCCAAUAGACUGCUUAUUAUAACUGUAUGAUAUAUCAUUUAUUUAAUGGAAGCGACUCUUUUUCUCUU
Messenger RNA from Vitis riparia (riverbank grape), 1124 nucleotides. RefSeq names its product cysteine and histidine-rich domain-containing protein RAR1. The record is from RefSeq and is a predicted model, not a curated record. Gene Ontology annotation, cellular component: cytoplasm; nucleus. NCBI's taxonomy places the organism in Eukaryota, Viridiplantae, Streptophyta, Magnoliopsida, Vitales, Vitaceae. The coding region runs from base 264 to 866 and encodes 200 amino acids. Gene Ontology annotation, biological process: defense response to bacterium; defense response to fungus. Gene Ontology annotation, molecular function: Hsp90 protein binding. The transcript is spliced from 5 exons.